Messenger RNA from Magallana angulata, 1669 nucleotides. Its product is annotated as collagen alpha-1(X) chain-like. The coding region runs from base 102 to 947 and encodes 281 amino acids. NCBI's taxonomy places the organism in Eukaryota, Metazoa, Mollusca, Bivalvia, Ostreida, Ostreidae. The transcript is spliced from 4 exons. The record is from RefSeq and is a predicted model, not a curated record.
AGCUAAGGGCAGGUGUUGACUUAGAGUUUGGUAAGCGCGUUCUCAUUCAUUUAUUCUCCUGCCCAGCCUGCACAGCCUCUUUUCAUUUCGUCCUCAGCACUAUGCACAUGUACAUCCCAUUUCUGGUUUUCGGGGCCGCAUCUGUGUUGGCCGAUAUUCAUGAUGAAAUCCGGAAAAUUUCGGACGAAAUGGAUUUGGUCAAAUCUGAAAUCGUAUCCCUCCAAGAGAAAAUCCGUCUGAUGAGGGUCAAUGAGGAAGACUUACACCGCAUAGCGCCUGGCCACGAUAGAAAGAAGAGGCACGUCUUUGUUGAGUUUGCCCCUAGAGGUUCUCCCGGUCACCCAGGUGAGAGAGGCCCACGAGGGGAGCCUGGAAUGCCCGGGCUACGGGGACCUGCUGGUGAAGACGGGGUAAAGGGGGUCCGAGGGGAUCCCGGGUUCCCAGGACAUCUCGGCUACGUAGGGGUGAGGGGUCCUAUGGGACCGAAGGGCGAAACUGGCUCCAAGGGCAAGCAAGGCGCAAUGGGAUCACAUGGAAUGCGUGGACAAACGGGUCCCAAAGGAGAAAAGGGAGAUCAAGGACCCCCUGGACCACCAGGUAUUCCUGGAUUUCCCGGUUUUGCUGGAACAGACGGAACCAUGGGAAUGAUGGGCGACAUGGGGGAGCCCGGGCCCAAAGGCGACCAAGGGGAGCCUGGCGAACCGGGCAUUGUUGGACGGAUGGGAGAGACGGGAAAGCCCGGGGACACUGGGGCCCCGGGAAUCAUGGGAUACAGGGGCCCCCGCGGGGAGUACGGACCGACAGGGGUAGAGGGGGUGCCAGGAUUCCCAGGUUUACCAGGAGACCCCGGACUUCCAGGUCCUCAGGGACCACAGGGGGUGACGUACGCCGAGUACGUUAUCGCUUACAACGAGGCUCUCGCCAGGUUACGUGAAAGCGAACAGUAAUACCAAGUGUUUUGACGUUAGGAGCUUUAGCAUAGGCUUAUUUUAAUGACAUAUCUAGAAAAGCUUUGUUGCCAAAAUAUAUAUGUUUCUAAUAGAAUUUUAAAUAGUUCUUUGCAAUAUUUGAUUAUUCAAAAUUAUUAGUCAUCGAUAGAAACGUAAUUGAACUCAUGACCGUAUGUACAUACAUUGCCAUACUUCUGAGGAGUGGUACAGGUGUGUGCGCGUGGAUCUAUUACCCAUCAAAUAUAUCAAUUAUAUCACACGCUGAUUUUGAUUUACAUCUACAACAUCAGUUGGCUUACUAAGUACUCCAAACAAGCUAUACGGAAAUACAUCCGUGCACCUGUUCCCAGAAGUCUAUGAAAAUCUUGGUUCUAAUUGGUGACAUGGGAGGUUGGAAUAUCCCAGCAUUUUAUUAGUUGUUCGCGAUUAUAAAAUUGACACGCAGUUUUACGAAAUGAAACUUGGUGGACCUACAAUGGUCUUUAUGAGAAAAGGCAGACGUUCAAGCGAUAUUGGCAAAAGGUGACUGCCAGGUUUUUAAAGAAUUGUAAAAACUCAAUGUUCACCAAAUAUGAAAUGAUUUGAAACAGUGUGUGUAAGAUUAGACGACCGGUGAUAGCUUGAUUUGUUAUAUUGUGUGUAUUAAUUCCUCAAAUGAUUGUACUUAUACAUGUAAUAAAUAUUUGUGAAACUCUGCCGUUUCACGUUUUGAAGAUUUU